AGUUUCCUGCCCAGGGCGCCAUCUUUGGUUUUAUUGUGAACAAGGCGACGCGUUUUUCACAAAGUUUUCGCAUCAAUUUACCCCAUUUGCUGGGAUUUGUGUGACCCCAUUUGAUUUGUUUCCGUGCAUUGUGCAUCCUGUGCGUGUGCUUCCGGAAGCACGGAUUUUACAGUAAAAUGACAAAGGAGGUGACAGAGGUGGAUCCGGCGGAUAUUGCAAAGCAUCCCGAUGCGAUUAAAAAAGCUCUAGAUGAGAUUAGCAGCCUGGAUGUACUUGUGUGUGGGACCUGCCACACGGCUUUUCAUCACGUUGAAGCAUUCACAGAGCACAAAGCUGGGAAAUGCACGAAGAAUUCCGGAUUGAAGGAAUGCCGUGAGACAAAGCCCAAAGUUUGGGCUUUCUUGCUGUGGAAGGCGUGCCAGAAGAAGACUGAGGAGGACCCAACGACAAAUUCGUGGAAAUUGUACCAGACAUGGGUUAAAUUGGAUGAAAGUGUCCGGGAAACGUGGAUUGUGGCAGGGAAAACAAUCCAAUCAUUUGCCAGAUUGGGUCAGGGACAAGUACAAGAGAUGCCCGUGAAGGUGGUGAAGCAGAUUGUUGAUUCUCCCAAAUCUGACUCAACUCCACCUCCGGUAGUGAAUCGCGGAGGGCUCAUAAAGCGCCCCUUGGGGCUACCAUCGAAGAAGGCAGAGAGUGAGCAGGAUAAUGAUACAGCAACGGAUGAAGAUGUCUCCCCGAAGCGUCUUCCGGCGCUGCAGCUGCAGCAAGUUGUCCGGAAGCCCUUGGCAAAGCCCGUGACGCGUUCCCCGGGGCAGUUGCUGAAUAAGAAUGUUCCUCGUUUGGCAACGCGCACCAUGGCGCCGGGAGAGACGGAGGAGCACACAGUGGAUAAGAUUCUAGCGAAGAAAUUCAAUCCGCGCAUCCGGGCGUUUGAGUAUCUCAUCAAAUGGGUUAAUUUCUCUCAUGAGCAGAACACGUGGGAGCCACAGCAGCAUCUGGACAAGUGCACAGUGCUCCUCACUGCGUUUGAGAAUCAGCUGGCACUGCAAAAGGAGCAACGUGCUGCCAAAGCGGCUGAAGAAGCAAAAGCUUCGGACGGAGAUAGUCCAACGCGGCUAAUAAGAACGGUCAAGAAGCCCCCGGAACAGGCAACACUGAAGCGCAAGAAUGAGGAUAGUGAUGCCGACACGGAGGAAGACACCGAAGCAGAACCGGCAAAGAAGGCGAAGAAUGACGCCGUCAAUCAGGCCCUAAUGCGGGCCGGGCAAUCCGGAACAGUUCGCAUUGUCCCGGUGAACAAAUCCGGGACGCCCAAUCAGAAGGCCACCGUCAACGGGGCCACGGCGAAGGUUGAGAAGAAUUCCGCUGAAGUUGUCAUCACCAGUGUCAAGGAUAAGCCAACGGGUGUCAUGAGAAAGCCCGGAGUGACGGCAUCAGCUGUUCCAGCCAAGAAGGAAGCACAGGUGCACGUGGUUAGCAGCGGUGAGAGCCUCUCGAGUGGCAUUGUGAGGAUUAGUCCGGGAAGUAAGCAGCAGCAGCAAGUUCCCGGGAAGGUAAUGCCGAAGCUCGUGCCGCGUGUUACGCCGCAGACAACGCGUCAGGUUGUGCAGCGUCCAGGAGCUGCAGUGGCACGCACUGUAAGUACGCUGCAGCGUCCGGGAGUGCGACAGAUCUCCCCGCAGCAGCCGGUUGUGCGCAAUCAGACCAUCAUAAGGCGUAGUGUUCCUGCCCCAACGCAGCAGGGACGUACAAUGAUCACGCGCGUUGUGAAGAGUACCCCCAGCCCCAAAGCGGCCACUCCAGUGACAACAGAGGCAAAAGUAAUGGCUCUCAAUCGUCAAGGGGACAUCAAGGUUAUGCGCAAAGCCCCUCCGAAGGUGAAGGAGGAGGAAGAAGAGGUUGCUGUGUCAAGUAGCGAUCAUGAGGGUAUGGCCAGUCCGGAGCCGGCGUACACACUGUGCCCCAUGACGGGGGAGCUCCGGAAGCCGGGUGAGGAGAAGAAGGUGAAGAAGGAGGAGGAAGUGAAGAAGGAAAGUGAAACAGUGACGGCCAUUCAGACGGAAGAUGGGCAGAUACAGCAAUUGCUGACAAAUGAAGAUGGGAGCCCCCUUCUGGUUACAGGGGAAGAUGGGACGGUGUACCAGGUGGCGGGAAAGAAUGCCGAAGGGCAGACACUUCUCAUAGCGCAGGGAGCCGAAGGGGAGCAGCAGUGUGUCUACGUGGCGGCCGAAGAUGGGGAUGAGAGUCUUCUUGCACUAUCCGGGGAUGCUGUUCAGAACGACUCAAGUGGGCAGAUUGUGCUGAAGGAGGAGGGAUCAGGGGGCGCAGCAGCAGGUGGCGUUGAUCCCACGCAACAGCUGAUAAUCUCCACAGAUAGUGAUUCCCAAGAUGGGAAUAUUACGGCGGAAAUUGUACAGGCGGAUCAACCAUCACCCGGUGGGACGCGUCGUGUUGUCCUGAUGUUGCCCGAUGGGAAUUUUAUGAUGACAGAAGUGAAGUUUUAGAGCCCCUUUCCCCCCAAAAAAAAGUCUGUCCCCUCUCCCCCCUAAAUAUCCUCUCAAUUUUCUGAUGAGUACCCUUUGCUCCUCCCGCGGAGGGAAUUUAGCGCUGCUGCGAAGUCCUUCUGCCGCCCAGCCAGCUACUUUAAAUCAACAUAAAAAACAAACAAAAUACUUGAUAGAUUAUGUAGAAAAUAAAUGAAAAAAAAACGGAGGAAAUUAACAAAAUUUGAGGUAUUUCUUCCUCCAUUCCCUUCGUGUUUCUCAAUAAAUUCACUAAAAUUUAA
Messenger RNA from Lutzomyia longipalpis, 2785 nucleotides. RefSeq lists its product as uncharacterized. Gene Ontology annotation, biological process: chromatin organization; negative regulation of transcription by RNA polymerase II. Gene Ontology annotation, molecular function: chromatin binding. The coding region runs from base 177 to 2504 and encodes 775 amino acids. Gene Ontology annotation, cellular component: pericentric heterochromatin. Lineage: Eukaryota; Metazoa; Arthropoda; Insecta; Diptera; Psychodidae. The record is from RefSeq and is a predicted model, not a curated record. The transcript is spliced from 8 exons.